Messenger RNA from Bombina bombina (fire-bellied toad), 3329 nucleotides. Its product is annotated as oocyte zinc finger protein XlCOF22-like. Bases 361 to 2418 code for a protein of 685 amino acids. The transcript has 10 exons. Lineage: Eukaryota; Metazoa; Chordata; Amphibia; Anura; Bombinatoridae. The record is from RefSeq and is a predicted model, not a curated record. Gene Ontology annotation, biological process: regulation of DNA-templated transcription.
GUAAAAGAGGCGGGGUCCCAACGUUGAUACUUCUGUUCAAUAAUCCUAGUACCUUAUCUACAGGUAUAUAAUAUUAUAUAGAUAUUCCCAUUGCCUCACAUACAAAUACCUCACCAGUGCAUUAUUUACAGACAAAUAUUAUUAUAAAGAGGAUCCCUCUGCCUUACACACACAGCCUCCUUCCAGAAGUUCCAAUACUUUAUCCUCGAGUAGCAGCUAGAUCCCAUGCAGCAAAAGGACCGUGAACUCCCAGAAGCCACGUGACUGCAGUGACCUCAUCUGUCCUUUUACCGGACUGGAUCUAGCUACUACCAGGUGUCACAUUUAUAGCAUCUGACUCAGUCACUGACAAAGAACAAGAUGAACACAUGCAGGAAGCUGAUGGCAGAGCAGUUCCUGAGUCAGGCCCUGGGCAUCAUCUGCCUGCUGACCGGAGAGGAAUACAUUAUUGUGAAGAAGAGGCCCUCCCACAGCAGCAUACAACAGCUGAGCGGAGAGGUGCCUAUAAAGUGUGAUGAUGUUGCUGUGUAUUUCUCUAUGGAGGAGUGGGAGUAUAUAGAGGGACACAAGGAGCUUUAUAAGGACGUCAUGAUGGAGACUCACCAAGCACUAAGGACUAUGGAGAUCCCAGGAAAUGAGAGCUUAGAAUUAACAGGUCACAGAGAUAAAAAUCUAUACACAGGAGCACAUAGAGAACUUGUACAGAAUAUUCAGCCAGUGGAGACCCCAUCAGACGUCUCUGCAGAACUAACAGGACACAGUGAUGAAAAUCUAGACACAGGAGCUACUGAACUUGUACAGAUUAUUCAGACAUCAGAUGUCUCUGCAGAUGUAAACAAUGCCAAAAUUGUAUGUAACACGGAACAAACAGAAGAUCAGUGGCUAAGUAAUAUGACAGAAGCUGCAGAGCAGGGAAUAUGUGACAAUAUAAGUACAGGUGAAAAAGAUGCUAAGAUUUCAUGUAACACAGAACAAACAGAAGAUCAGUGGCUAAGAAAUAUGCCAGAAUCAGCAGAGCAGGAAAUAUGUGACAAUAUAAAUACAGUUGAAAAAGAUGCUAAGAUUUCAUGUAACACAGAAGAUCAGUGGCUAAGUAAUAUGCCAGAAGCGGCAGAGCAGGAAAUAUGUGACAAUAUAAAUACAGGUGAAUUCACAAACCACAAUAAUCCUAGUCAUGAUCAGAGUGCAGAUGCUUCUUUAAAUCUUCAUCAAAGAAGCCAAGUGGGAAAUUUAUGUUCUGAAUGUGGGAAAUAUUUUCUCAAGAAAUCACAUCUUUAUAGACAUCUGAAAGAUCAUAAAGGAGAAAAUCCAUUUUCCUGUUCUAUAUGUGGGACAUGUUUUAACCGUAAAGGAAAUCUUGUUGUUCAUCAGAAAAUUCAUACAGGAGAAAAAAAAAAGUCAUGUUCUGUAUGUGGGAAAUGUUUUACUCGGAAGUCGUAUCUUAUUACGCAUCAGAAAAUUCAUUCAGGAGAGAGAGCAUUUUCAUGUUCUGACUGUGGGAAAUGUUUUACUCAGAAACCAUAUCUUAUUGAUCAUCAGAAAAGUCAUACAGGAGAGAGAGCAUUUUCAUGUUCUGACUGUGGGAAAUGUUUUACUUGGAAACCACAUCUUAUUCGUCAUCAGAAAAUUCAUACAGGUGAGAGAGCAUUUUCAUGUUCUGAGUGUGGUAAAUGUUUUACUCAGAAAUCAAAUCUUAUUAUGCAUCAGAAAAUUCAUACAGGAGAGAGAGCAUUUUCAUGUUCUGACUGUGGGAAAUGUUUUACUCAGAAAUCAAAUCUUAUUACGCAUCAGAAAAUUCAUACAGGAGAGAGAGCAUUUUCAUGUUCUGACUGUGGGAAAUGUUUUACUUGGAAACCACAUCUUAUUACGCAUCAGAAAAUUCAUACAGGUGAGAAAGCAUUUUCAUGUUCUGAGUGUGGUAAAUGUUUUACUCAGAAAUCAAAUCUUAUUACGCAUCAGAAAAUUCAUACAGGAGAGAGAGCAUUUUCAUGUUCUGACUGUGGGAAAUGUUUUACUCUAAAAUCACAUCUCAUUGAUCAUCAGAAAAUUCAUACAGGAGAGAGAGCAUUUUCAUGUUCUGAGUGUGGGAAAUGUUUUACUCGGAAACCACAUCUUAUUCGUCAUCAGAAAAUUCAUACAAGAGAGAGAGCAUUUUCAUGUUCUGAGUGUGGGAAAUGUUUUACUCAGAAAUCAAAUCUUAUUACGCAUCAGAAAAUUCAUACAGGAGAGAGAGCAUUUUCAUGUUCUGACUGUGGAAAAUGUUUUACUCGGAAACCACAUCUUAUUCGUCAUCAGAAAAUUCAUACAGGAGAGAGAGCAUUUUCAUGUUCUGAGUGUGGGAAAUAUUUUACUCUAAAGUCAAAUCUUACUAAGCAUCAGAAAAGUCAUAUUAAAGGAAAUAAGAACAUAACCACUUAAAGGACCUCUCAUUGCAGAAGAAUUGCAUAAUUAACAAGUGCAUAAUAAAAAGACAAUGAUUUAACACCUACUCUGAAUUUCAAAUAAGCAGUUGAUUUUCUUCUGACAAAUUAAUUUUUCUCCCAUUUUCCGGCACCCUGUAUCAUGUGACAGACAUCAGCCAAUCACAGACUGGUAUGCGUAAACCCUGUGAGCUUGUGCACAUGCUCAGUAGGAUCUUGUUCCCCAGAAAGUGUGAAGAUAAUUUGAUAAUGGAAGUACAUUGUAAAGUGUCUUUAAACAUUUAUGAUUCAGAAAGAGCAUGCAGUUUUUUUUUUACUUGAGUUUCCCUUUAAGAGAAGAGUGGCAUGUAGUUAUCACCCACACAAUACCUAGUAAUGAUAAUGACUACAUGUUAUCCUUGGGGGGGGCGCUUUUGAAGUAGUUUGAGGCUCCUUCUGCACUGCAAGAAUUUACUAGGUGGCUUACUGUAUUUGUCAUACCUGGGGGCAUCAUGAGUCCCUAAAUUGGUUUUAAUAGCCAAGUGAUCACAUGGCACAAAUAAAAUGCCCUGUUGAUGAAGCCGUCUUUGCAAUUUAGGUACUGUUGAAGGCAUUCUAGUCAGUUUAUCACUGAGGUGACAGAGUUCGGAAUUUAAAUUGACCAGUUGUUUAGGAUAUGCCCCUAUGUUAUUAUAAAAAAUGCAAAAGCCCUUGUCUGGAAUAGGAGUGACCCCCUUGUUGCAUACAAUGAUAACACUACAUUUUUUUUUUAAUUUUUGAUGUUUAAUUGCAAAAUUAUAUAUUAUAAAUAUAUUCUCUAUUUAUGCUAUGAUCCAGAACAGUUUUGACUAGAGUUGAGAAAAAAAAACAACUAUUUUUACACUGUAUUGUUUAUGACCUUGUUUAUUAAAAUGGUUAUAAAAACAAAAA